This is a messenger RNA of Lontra canadensis (Northern American river otter), 2093 nucleotides long. RefSeq names its product hepatitis A virus cellular receptor 2 (gene HAVCR2). The record is from RefSeq and is a predicted model, not a curated record. Bases 129 to 1070 code for a protein of 313 amino acids. The transcript is spliced from 8 exons. NCBI's taxonomy places the organism in Eukaryota, Metazoa, Chordata, Mammalia, Carnivora, Mustelidae.
AGAGAGCUCACCAGAUUGAUGAGGACUCCGUGCCUUGAACUGAGGAGUAUGAUCAUCUUCACUAUCUGACCCGAGAGUAAAAGACUAAUAAGCCAACAAAAGAAAGAAGAGGUGCCCCAUUGCAAAACAUGCCCAGGAUGGGUGACCGCUCACACAGCUCCCCACACCAGUGUGGUCUCUGUCGGGAGUCAUGGCCCCUGCAUUUUCAAGAUGGGACUGCGGAAUCCAUGGUUUCACCUCCUUCCUUCGACUGUGUCCUGCUGUGGCUGCUGCUACUCACAGGGUCUUUGGAAGGGGUAUACAUAGCUGAAGUGGGUCAGAAUGCUGAUCUGCCCUGCACCUAUACUCCCACCCCUUCUGAGGAUCCUGUGCCUGUCUGCUGGGGCAGGGGAUCCUGUCCAGUGUUCGAAUGUCAUAGUAUGGUGCUCAGCACAGACGGAAGGAACUUGAAAUAUCAGACAUCCAACAGAUACCAGCUGAAGAGGAGUAUCCACAAAGGAGAUGUGUCCUUGACUAUAGAGAACGUGACUCUAGCUGACAGUGGGAUUUAUUGCUGCCGGAUCCAGUUCCCAGGCCCAAUGAAUGAUAAAAAAUUAAACCUGGAGUUGGUCAUCAAACCUGCCAAGGUCACCUCUGCUCGGACUCCAUGGACAGACUUCACCGCAGCCUUUCCACGGAUGCUCACUACCAAGGGACGUGGUGCAGAGACACAGACACUGGAGGGUCUCCAUGACGGAGAACACACUCAAAUACCCACGUGGACUAAUGAGUUACAAGACGCUGGUGCGACCACCAGGAUGGGAGUCUACAUUGGAGCAGGGGUCUCCGCUGGGCUGGCUCUCCUCCUUAUCACUGGUGCUUUAAUUCUCACAUGGUAUUCUUAUAGCAAAGAGAAGUUACAGAACUCAAGCCUCCUCACUUUGGGCAGCCCCCCUCCCUUGGGGUUAGCAAACACAGGAGCAGAAGGAAUGCGCUCGCAGGAAAACAUCUAUGUCAUCGAGGAGAACAUAUAUGAAAUGGAAGAUCCAUAUGAACACUACUGCUAUGUCAACAACGAGCAGCAAUCCUGACAACCUAGAGGUUUAACCCUUUAAGUGCCACCAGAUCCCACGACGUCAUUUUUGAGCAUAGUGUCAUCUUUGAAAACUAUGAAAUGUGUCACGUGAUUGGUUUUAGAGACUCUGUCCAUGGCCACCGAGCAGAGUUUUUACACUUUCUGAUGAUAAUUAGCUCCCAGAGGGAGGGAACGGUGACCUGCCCUGCAGUUGGCACAACAUGACUUCUGUGUUUCAGACAUCAGGGCUACCCAACUCAAAGACUACUAAUUGGGACAUUAGAGCUCAAAUGGGCUUUUAUAUAGAGUAGGAAUUUUUAAUAUGCAGUCCCCGAAAUGCCAGGAAAUUCAGUCACAUGAUGGAUCCACAAAGCUCCUGAAAAUAUAGGGAAAAUUAUGUGCUGAGAUACGUGCAUGUCUUUUUGGGGACAGAAAGACAAGGGGCCGCUGAUUUUCAAAGAGAUCUGUGAUCUAUAAAAAGUUAAGAAGCUACUGGAGGAGGAGAGAGUCUCGAAUGUUCUCUCUGAGUCUCAGGACUAGUGCUUCUCUGAAUAUUGAUUCUUUAACAGUAAGUGCCACUGCAGAGCUCUCCUUUGCCAGUUAGGUGGACUGCCCAGCAGGUCCUGUGGUGUGGCAGGAGUUCCCAGAGAAAAAGGAAGUGUGCCUCCUGUGUGUUGCCAAGUUUUGUCUGGGGCGCAUUCAACGGGAAACAUCUCCCAGCAACUUCUCCAUUCAUGGAGAGAACUGGAGCUCUGUUUUUAUAGAAGAAGAAGCAGUGACUGGGACACAUUCUGGUGGAAAGAAGGCAAAGGGCUCCAACAAUCUAUAACAGCAUCAAGUUCUUUGAGAGAAAGACUGUGGUUCUUAAGCUUCAAUUUCAAGGUGGUAGCGACUUGGUUUAUUUUGCCUAUUUUUUACCUGCCCAGUGCCUGACAAGCUCUCACACCUCACAGCAAUUUACUAAACAUCUUUGGAGUGAAAAAAACCUAAGAAAGGUAGCCUUCUGCAAAGUCUUUUCCAUUGCAGGGCGUAUAUAGAG